Letharia columbiana is the source of this 606-nucleotide messenger RNA. RefSeq lists its product as uncharacterized. The transcript has a single exon. The record is from RefSeq and is a predicted model, not a curated record. Lineage: Eukaryota; Fungi; Ascomycota; Lecanoromycetes; Lecanorales; Parmeliaceae. Bases 1 to 606 code for a protein of 201 amino acids.
AUGCCACAACGUCUGCGGACAGCUGGGGGCGGUCGAGGGAACACACCGGACCUGUCUGGAGCGAUGGACGCCACUAGGAGGUUAACUGACGCGAUGGCAUCGCCAAGCGGAGCCCGCGAUGCUGAUGCAGCCAGUGAAAUUGAAGGUUCCCCGGGCACAGGUAGAGAACAGUUGAAUGCCACCACACCUCCACCUCCAUACGCUGAGUCUGAAGCUUCAAAAACACAUCAACCGGUAGAGCGUUACGUCAGAGCCGAUGGCAAGAUCGGAGUCAUCAUAUCACAUGGCCACUAUGGUGCUUGGUCCACGAGGAUCCGGCUUCUGUUUGACCCUAGAGAUCCGGCCACCCCGGGGAAAACGCGCAGGAUGGAAGAAGUCGCUGUUUUCGACAAGGAAGUCGUUGCAAUCGUGUUGGAAGGACACAUAGAUCAAGCAAAGAGGAUUGCAAUGGCAAAAAUGGGGCUGCCGAUCCAGCAUCAAAUGACUUUUGAUCAUGUGCAGUUGAGUGUUGUGUGGGUGGCUCCUGGAGACGAAUUUGAGGUGGCAGCUAGUCCUGGUUUUGAGAGGAUCAGAGUGAAGAACUUGAUUGAUUGGUGGCGUGCUUGA